AUGCCUGACCUCAGCAGUGAUGGGCAGUGUUUGCCGGUCUUCUUGGCUGUGGUGGUGAUGGCGGUGGCAGUGGUGGCUGUGGGGGUGGUGGCCAGGCAGCAGCAGGGUCCCCUCACCUGCUGGUCCUGCCUGGCUCACACACAAGGGCCAGACUGCUACGACCUGGACUAUGAGAACAUGACCCUCACCAAGAUGUGUAACCCAGAGGAAGUGUUCUGCACGGUGAAUCGCAUCUGGUACGUGGUGGAGGCAGGAGCUGAGGCGAGGAACUUGAGUGUGAACCGUACCUGUGCCGCCGACUGCAGCCCGUCCUGUGUGGUGAUUGGCGACAGGACCAAGAUCCACUCCUGCACCUCCUGCUGCACAACAUCAUACUGCAAUGUAGGCAGCUCAGCCUCAGCCCGGCCCACGGCCAGCAACCACCUGGUGGUGGCCGCCGCUCUGCUGCUGGGGGCCUGGAGUGGCCUGGUCUUGCCCCGGACACAUACCCUGCCGGCUGGCUGAGCCAAGUCUGCUUUGCUUUGUUUACAAAUUAUAAGAUUAAGUAUUUUUGUAAAAGUACCAACGUAACUUUUGAUAACUCUUAUGCACUAGUCCUAUAGCAUGUGCUCUCUGCUGUAAGAACUAAGGGGUGAUUUCCAAAUAGCAUUGAAGGUGCCAGUAAACAUUUACUAUAAGAGCAUACAAGCCCAGCUUUCUUUAUAAGUGCCAGAGCUAUGUUACAGUGCUUGCUUCAGCGAUGCAUUCCCUCCCUCUGAUAUCAGCGGCGGAGAGCUUAGCUAGACGGUACCUGAGUGGUGUGGCAGUGUGGCAGCAGCGGCAGUACAGUGGUGAGUGGUACAGUUGACCUACCAGAACCCUGUGGUGUAUUGUUGUGGUGGACAUGUGCCCUGCUGAGGCUGCCUCAGCCACAUACUAGCUUGUUAAUUAUUGUUGGUUGUUAAUUUAUAAAAGAUUUAAAAAGAAUUUCAUCAGGUUAAGAUUAUUUCUCUAGCUGACAAACAGCCAAGUGUUUGGUGUUAGCAGUGUCAGAGUAAUGCCUCAGUGGUGCCAAUGUUUCCUACUUGCUGGAGUCCUGGCAUGCUGGCAGUGUGGGGUGUGGCAAGGUGUGACGGGAGGUCAUUGCAAGAACAACUUUAUUAAUGUUAACAGGUGUACUGAGAUAAUGGGACUCACUGGAGAGUGUUGUGUGGCAGGGUCAGCCACUCACUGUAUUGCAAGGGAAGAGAGUCAUGGGCCUUACUGGCAGGGUGUUGCUGUGUAGUGCCCAGUCUCUCUCUCUCUCUCUCUCUCUCUCUCUCUCUCUCUCUCUCUCUCUCUCUCUCUCUCUCUCUCUCUCUC
This is a messenger RNA of Portunus trituberculatus (swimming crab), 1341 nucleotides long. RefSeq lists its product as uncharacterized. Bases 1 to 504 code for a protein of 167 amino acids. The transcript has 4 exons. The record is from RefSeq and is a predicted model, not a curated record. Lineage: Eukaryota; Metazoa; Arthropoda; Malacostraca; Decapoda; Portunidae.